CGCGACGGUACUCCGCUACGAACCUACAGGCGCACACAAAACGAACUUUUGCACUCGAGUGUUCGUGUAUGUGCUGUGUAAGAUUAUGUGAUUUGUGAAUGAGUUCUUCAAUCAAAAUGAGCGUUAUUAUUAUUUUCGGAUUUUUUGUUGUGCUAGCAACGGCCCAUAAUAUAACCUACCUCGAGGUGCCACAAUACGGAGACCCUCGUCGAGAAGCCUACCUUGCAUGUCACUACAUGAAGGAUCGAGGGGAUCCCGACUUGCACUCUGUGAAGUGGUAUCGCGACAACAAUGAGAUAUUCAGAUAUACACCAGGACAACAGCCGUCAACUCGGACUUUCAACUCGUCAGCAGGGGGCAUGCCCCGCGGCUCAUGCGACGGCAACAAAUGCUCAAUCUACAUAGAACUGCCGAAGAGAUACAACACAAGAAUAUCUUUCACUUGCGAGGUCUCUACUGAGGGCCCAAGGUUCGCCGUCGUCAAUCAAACAAAGCAUCUGACAGUAGCUGUGACGCUGAAAGAAGACCCAAUCAUAACGGGGCUACCAGGAAGUGUGCAGUUCGGAGAAGACGUGCUUCUCAACUGCACAACCGGUUCAGCAAUGCCUCCUGCCAAUAUCAUCUGGAUGAUUGACGGCCGCCCUGAAAAGACUGAACAAUGGAUGAAUGACCACACCCAAGUGUCAGGCGCCGACAAUUACGGCCUACGUUCCAGCUGGAGAGCGCUGCAGUUUAAGGUGACAGUGGCCCGAGGCCUCAUCGGCCUUAGCUGCGAGGCCACCCAACCAACAAGGCCACCAUUCACCAGGUCUACGAAUGUGACACUUGUCGUCGCCAGAUCCCCACACUUGUCUAUGUUCACUGCUUCAGGUUCAAGCCCAGCGCCGCUUCUGACUGUAAUGGUAACAUUAUGUAUCUUUGUAGAUAUAUUUACAAAAUACAGUACCAUGAUUGAAAUGUAAUCGGCUGUGUUGUACUAGGGAAUGUCGGUACUGUAUAAAGUUAGUUAGAUCUAGGUGGAGUAUAAUUCCAUCCAUUUAUAUGUAUCAUGUUGUAUUAACCAUAUAAUUAACAUACUGGUUUAAAUAAAGCAAAAAGAUUAUUGUCUCGUUCAUGUAAUAAAGAUGGUAGUAGUAUUGAUUUAGACACGCUAAACAAAUCGCCUCACAUCAAACAACACAUUAUAAAACACCCUGAGAAUUUUAAUAAGGAGGAUGGUUUUAGACUAGCGCAAGCAUGGAAUCCCGUGGUCUCACUCUGCAGUCGAAAUACAUAUAAUAUAUACAAUACUCGUAUGUGUGUCGUGAAUUAGGAAAUCAAAGACCGAAACGAAGUAGACGCCACGUGGACAGAUUGAUUAUACCAUAACGCCCGCAAGGAAUUAGCAUUUCUAUUACCUUCUUUUUUAGAUUACUGCAUCACUGUAUCCAUAAUAUUUCACUAUUUAUUUUCAAUGUAAACCUAAUUGUCUUAUAUAGUAUGUCGCAGUUAAAUUGUCAAAGCCGUGAUAUUAUAAUUUCGCUAGUUGUAAGUAAACGGUAGAUUGUCAAUUGACUUCAUUUCUUACACUUUAACCUGGCCUUACAAUUAAGCCUGGUUUUAUUUACAUUGUAAUAUCACGGGUACGACAUAUACAUAAACAAAAUACUUGGGAAAAUUUCACCUUUCUUGUGUUCCUAUUUCAUAAAUACUCUUCUGUUUUAACUAGUUCUACUCAAGGUAAUUUAUCCAAAUUUAAACUUG
Messenger RNA from Leptidea sinapis, 1743 nucleotides. RefSeq lists its product as uncharacterized. NCBI's taxonomy places the organism in Eukaryota, Metazoa, Arthropoda, Insecta, Lepidoptera, Pieridae. The record is from RefSeq and is a predicted model, not a curated record. Bases 99 to 962 code for a protein of 287 amino acids. The transcript is spliced from 6 exons.